Molecule: messenger RNA, 2231 nt
Organism: Sus scrofa (pig)
Lineage: Eukaryota; Metazoa; Chordata; Mammalia; Artiodactyla; Suidae
Gene: MFSD1
Product: major facilitator superfamily domain containing 1
Biological process (GO): transmembrane transport
Cellular component (GO): lysosome
Molecular function (GO): transmembrane transporter activity
Source: RefSeq, a predicted model, not a curated record
GGCAUCACGUGAGCAACCGUGGUCACGUGAGCACGGUUUUUGCUGGGCUCCAGCAGCAGCUUCUUCCCGGAGUUGCUGUCACUGUCUUCUCCUGAUCUCCCGCCGGCCGGAUGGAGGAGGAAGAUGAAGAAGCGAGGGCGCUGCUGCCAAGCAGCCCCGUCAAGGCCGGCAGAGGUGCCUCCAACACUCCCGACGCUCCCAGGGCGCUGUCCGCCCUCUGCGACCCCAGUCACCUGGCGCACCGGCUUUUGGUGCUGUUGCUGAUGUGCUUCCUUGGCUUCGGCAGCUAUUUUUGCUAUGAUAAUCCUGCUGCCCUUCAGACUCAGGUUAAACGGGAUAUGCAGGUGAAUACCACAAAAUUCAUGCUGCUGUAUGCCUGGUAUUCUUGGCCCAAUGUAAUUUUGUGUUUCUUUGGUGGCUUUUUGACAGACCGAGUGUUUGGAAUACGGUGGGGCACCAUUAUUUUUAGUUGCUUUGUUUGCAUUGGACAGGUUAUUUUUGCUCUGGGUGGAAUAUUUAAUGCUUUUUGGCUGAUGGAACUUGGAAGGUUUGUGUUUGGGAUUGGUGGAGAGUCCUUAGCAGUUGCCCAGAAUACAUAUGCUGUGAGUUGGUUUAAAGGCAAAGAAUUAAACUUGGUAUUUGGACUCCAGCUUAGCAUGGCUAGAAUUGGAAGUACAGUAAACAUGAACCUCAUGGGAUGGCUGUAUUCUAAGGUUGAAGCUUCAUUGGGUUCUGCUGGUCACACAACCCUUGGGGUCACACUUCUGAUCGGGGGUAUAACAUGUAUUCUUUCACUGGUCUGUGCCUUGGCCCUUGCUUACUUGGAUCAGAGAGCAGAAAGAAUCCUUCAUAAAGAACAAGGAAAAACAGGUGAAGUUAUUAAGUUAACUGAUGUGAAGGACUUCUCUUUACCCUUAUGGCUCAUAUUUAUCAUCUGUGUCUGCUAUUAUGUGGCCGUGUUCCCUUUCAUUGGACUUGGCAAAGUUUUCUUUACAGAAAAAUUUGGAUUUUCCUCCCAGGCAGCAAGUGCUAUUAACAGUAUUGUGUAUGUAAUAUCGGCUCCCAUGUCCCCCAUAUUUGGGCUUCUGGUGGAUAAAACAGGAAAGAACAUCAUCUGGGUUCUGUGUGCAGUGGUGACCACUCUUGCUUCCCACAUGUUGCUGGCCUUUACCCUGUGGAACCCUUGGAUUGCUAUGUGUCUCCUGGGACUCUCCUACUCACUGCUUGCCUGUGCAUUGUGGCCAAUGGUGGCAUUUGUAGUUCCUGAACAUCAACUGGGAACUGCGUAUGGCUUCAUGCAGUCCAUUCAGAAUCUUGGGUUGGCAGUCAUUUCCAUCAUUGCCGGCAUGAUAUUGGAUACUCGGGGAUAUUUGUUUUUAGAAGUGUUCUUCAUUGCCUGUGUUUCUUUGUCACUUUUAUCUGUGGUCUUACUCUACUUGGUGAAUCGUGCCCAAGGUGGGACGCUAAAUUAUUCUGCAACACAAAGGGAAGAAAUAAAACUUUCUCAUGCAGAAUGAGAAGUUUAAAAGACUGUCUUGAGAAUGGGCUGCACACAUCAUUGGUUUGAAAACCUCUUUUUUUUUUUAAUUUAGAGUUUAGUCACUAGGGAAAAUAAUGGUCUGGAGAGUUAUUAUAUUUAUAUUUUGAAACAACCUACUUUGAAGUACAAUUAUGAGGACUGUUUAGCCUGUGUUUCUGUAUUACUGAAGAAUUCUGAUUUAGAAUAGACUAAUUGAUGAAGUUUAGAAAAUUGCAAAUGGUACAUGCAGGUGAUUGUAAGGACAGCAAAUAACAGAAAUCUUCGCAUCUGGCAUUGAGAUAAUUUUCACAAAGUGUACCUUAGGGGAUAUGGCCUUUUCUUUAUCUUAAAGCAAAAAAAAAAAAAAAACUUUUGAGAGGGUAGAAGGAAUUUUUUUAUAUAGAAUAAACAAUGGCGUUUUAAUAGGCAGUCCCUUUUAUAAUAGGAAAUAUUUGACAGAUAUUUUUAUGAAGUCUCAUUUUCACAAAAAGCAGAUUGUGUUCUACUUUCUUUAGUGACGAGAGGUUGCUGAGCAGUGACCCUUUUGAGCUUCUUUAACUCUUUGUUACCGAGGACCCUAAUCCCUUAGGGACAUGAUUUUGUGGUACAAACUUUCUGUAUGGGUUUUUUUAAGAGUCCACUCAAUUACUAAAGUGUCCUGGAAAUUAUAAUUGCAUACCUACAAAGAUAAAUAAAAAUGCUGCAACAGGAA